Messenger RNA from Sclerotinia borealis F-4128, 1338 nucleotides. The record is from the annotation of a GenBank genome assembly. NCBI's taxonomy places the organism in Eukaryota, Fungi, Ascomycota, Leotiomycetes, Helotiales, Sclerotiniaceae.
AUGGAUUCAAGGCAUCCCUGGACUGUUAUAACAGACAAAUUUGGUUCAAUCCUCCCUGUGUUUGAUGAGCUGAUUGGCAAAGAUGCUCAAUUUAAUGCUUUUGUGAGCACUCCAGCGAUUUCUCAUGAAAUCAUCUUUGGGAUUGGCACAGCGGCAUCAAACCAGACUGUGAUUAUGAACAUAGAGAAUGGUGUAUGUCAUGCGAGAGUUGGUACUGCUCAGCAGGCCUCGUUUACACUACUGGCGUCACCCGAACACUGGGAGCAAUUCUUUCAACCAAUCCCAGUUGCUCCCUUCCAAAGUUACUGGGGUAUGUUUGGGAUGAACAUCAAACAGAAAGGCAUCGAGAUUCAAGGAGAUCAGGUAUCUUUCGAUCAACACACCCACAUUUGGAGGCGGGUUCUUGAAGUCCUUCACGACGCCUAUUGCGGGCCGAUGAAGACCGACGAACAGCCUGAAGAUGACGAAGAUCACAUCAUCGGUCGUUAUGUAUAUGUAACCAUUCCGAUAUGGGGGAGGUGCAAAGUCUUUUACGAACAGAGCGGGUUUGGAGAUCAGGACAUAGUGUUCCUUCAUACCGCUGGAGCAGAUAGUCGGCAAUACCAUGGUGUCAUGAAUCAUAUCAAAAUGCGCGAGAGGUGUAACAUGAUAGCUUUUGAUCUUCCCGGUCAUGGAAAAAGCUUUCCUCCUCAAAAUUACUGUCCCGGGAACUAUACAAAUUCCGAAGACAGCUAUGUCGGUGCCAUUGCCGCAAUGGUUAAGAAGCUGGAAUUAAACAAACCUAUAAUAUGCGGGGCAUCUAUGGCUGGUCAAGUGUGUCUUGCUGUAGCGACUAGAGCUGAUGAAGUUGGUGCUGGUGGAACAAUUCCACUGCAAGGUUGUGAUUAUGUAACUAUGGAUCGUCAAUUCAACGAUCAAUCGCCAUACAUCAAUCAGUCUCUCUUUAAUCCCGAAUGGAUCUAUGGAAUGAUGUCACCAACCACACCUCUCGUCAACAAACAACUCAUAUGGCACAUGUACAGCGCACAAGCCUAUGGUAUUUUCCACGGUGAUUUGGACUUCUACUUCGGUGGCUGGGAUGGGCGCUCGCGAAUGUCCAGUAUCAAUAUCAACAAAUGCCCAGUGUAUAUGUUGACGGGCGAAUACGAUUGGAGCAACACUCCUGCCAUGUCUCAAGCAACUUGUGACAAAAUCCCAGGAGCAAAACAUAAAUCUAUGCCGGGCAUUGGGCAUUUCCCAGCGACAGAGAAUCCCCACAAGUUCAUUCCACAUUUGUUGGAGGCGGUUGAUUGGAUACAACAUACUAGACGACCAGAUUCGUUGGAGAAUAUUGUUUGA